AUGAGAUUAGGCAAAGUCAAGGUGAAAAAUGCAUCUGCUUUCGGUGAGGAUUCCGAUGACGACACCGAACAAAAGUCGAGGGAAUAUGUAAGGAAGGAAAAGUUGUCUCCGCAGUCAGAGGAGUUCCAGUAUGACGAAGUCUACGAAACACUAAAGAAACCUACCCAGCAGGCAACAAAAGAGGCUCGAAAACCUAAAUACAUUAAUAAGCUGCUUGAGAGCAAAAAGCUACGAGAACUUGAACGCUUGGAGCAGCAGCAGGAGAGAAUUGAGCGCCAGAAUGAACUACUGAAAAAAGACAUGGAAGCCACAGAAGUCUUCAUUUCCGAUUCGUACAAAAAGCAUAGGCAAGAGGUUGCCGAUAAACUUGGUAAGCCAAUCAACUUGAAUUCAGUUCUUGAGCAUUCGAGCCCCACUGAUGUAACUGAAAAAUCUCCCGAAUCGGUAGCACGGAAUUCGGUAAACGGAACCUCUCCGCGAUCUCUUCAGAAGGCCAUACAAGAACUAAUCAGCUCGAGAUUGACUCCUGACGAUAUUGAACAGUAUCGCAAACGUUACUUCGAAAGAAAACGAAAAUUACAAAACGCGAUCGCUUUCGAAAAAGCUAUGUAA
This is a messenger RNA of Ogataea haglerorum, 612 nucleotides long. RefSeq lists its product as uncharacterized. The record is from RefSeq and is a predicted model, not a curated record. Lineage: Eukaryota; Fungi; Ascomycota; Pichiomycetes; Pichiales; Pichiaceae. Bases 1 to 612 code for a protein of 203 amino acids. The transcript has a single exon. Gene Ontology annotation, biological process: regulation of alternative mRNA splicing, via spliceosome.